AUGAUUCGACAACCAAGUAGCGUGAUUAUUGCCGGACCCUCGGGCAGUGGCAAGAGCGACUUGGUGGAACAAUGGUUGCGGUACCUGAACGUGUUUCAAGUGAAACCCAAAACCAUGGUGUAUGCGUAUGACCGAUGGCAACCCAGAUUCGAGCGUAUGCAAAAAGAGGAUGGCAUUCGAUUUCAUCGCGGGUUACCGGACCCUAGUCAUUUGACAAAAUGGUUUGGCCCCACGCGAGGGGGUGUGUUGGUCUUGGAUGAUCUAAUGGAAGAAGGGGGACAAGACAAACGUGUGUUGGACUUGUUUACCAAAGAUUCCCAUCAUCGCAACAUUACCGUGCUGUAUUUGACACAAGAUUUAUUUCCACCCGGUAAAUUCUCCAAGACAAUUAAUCGCAAUGUGCAUUACAUUGUGACCUUCAAAAACCCACGAGAUCAAACGGGCAUACGGACCAUUUUACUUCAAGCCUUUCCUGACCGUUGGCGUCAAGUCUUGCGACUAUUUAAUCGUGUCACAUCGCGCCCUUUUGGUUAUUUGAUGUUGGAUGUUCAUCCUGCCUCGGAUGAUCGUUACCGUUUGUGGAGUCAUUUAACACCCCGAGAAGGUAAAGCGCAAGUCCAUACCUUGCCCUCGGAUGUCCCUACCAUUCGAAAACGCACUGCAACGAGAACGCGAACGUCAACGUCGGCAAAGAGAAGGAGGACAUCACACUGAAUUAUCAACACGCAUGAAUACCACAACCCUGUCUUCGAUAGAUGUGGAUUUACCGUCAGCAUCACCACCUCGGAAAAGCGUAAAAAAGAAAAUAGUCCUUUCACCUAAAAUGAGGUUCGACGAACAGUUAGCAACGCACCGAGCCUUGAGACUAUAAAAACGAGACACAUCGUGAAAAAGGUUCAUCAGAUGUUGUACAACUCAUCAUGCCACCCAAACGAAGACGACGGCGAAGAGUCAGCUAUCCACGCCGCCGCCGACACUACCAACGAGGGGGGAUUUUACCCUUUCUCAUUCCCGCGGCCAUCUUAGCAGCCAAGGCGGCGACGGCGGGCGCUAUUAGUGGGGGUGUAGGGUACGGCGUGAAGAAAGCCCUCGAUCGUAGACGAAGAUGAGAACCUAUAAAAAGGAGUGUGUUCCCUACCCCGUCACAUCACAUCAUGCCACCCAAACGCAGACGACAACGACGAAAGCAACGAGGAGGUAUUCUCCCGUUCCUCAUUCCCGCUGCCAUCGCUCUCGGCAAAGCGGCAGCGCUAGGAGCUGUUAGUGGUGGUGCUAGCUACGGUGCCAAAAAAGCUAUCGACGCGGCUACGCGCAAGAAAAAAAAACUCAGUCCAGCCCAAUUAGCGGCCAAUAAACGGCACGUUGAGCGUGCGUUAAAACGCACAGGAUGGGCUUUCUAAACUCCAUGCACGUUAUAAAAAGAAAUGAAAGGGUUUUAUAAAGACUCCAUUGAAUGAUGGUGCCUGCACCAACUCGAGUCCGAAAUGGUUAGCUCCCCAGAAAACGAUGCUGACAUCAUGGAUUGCAACGUAGAAGAGUGCUACUCAUGUUGGCGAUGGCUCUCUCGCCUUGCGAGGUCAAGAAACGCACAUGGGCGUGUAAAGGUUAGAAGCGAUGCAGUGCUCCGAAAAAGAAAAAAAGGUUCUAACGAUUAUUUUUUACAGUGCGACAAAAAUUUUGAAGACAGGUUGUGUCAACAGUGUCGCGACCACAUGCAACAAUAUUAUCAUGGGGAACUGUGUGGAGCACUUUUUACCAUAAAUAGACCUUCGGUCGAUGAUCCAAGGCAACAAUCACACCAUGGAUUGGCGCAUGGAACGUCAAGCUCCGUUUCUGAAGAGUGUGUUGCGAGAAGCGGACAAUCAUAAACGACAAGAAUUGUUACGGAUGGCCAAUGCGGAUCAGAUUAAUGCCAUCAGUGAGUUGGUCAUGAACACGAUCCGCGGAACCGUGCCCCGUUCUCGACACACCAUCACUUUGCUGAAACCCCAUGCUCAGAGUUUAAGAGACAUGGCCAAACCGGCUCAUUCGGUCAAACGUCGACGCGCUAUCAUGAUGUCUCAAAAAGGAGGGACUCUCUGGUCCGAACUCUACCGAUGCUAUAAACGUACCAUGCGUUAGACAUUAUACCUCAUUUACACCAUGGAGCAAGAGAUGGUGAGCACCUCUGUGGACAAUGCUCCGGCUUUUUUACAAUUACGAGACAAGUACAAACAAGAGUUGGUGGAAGAUACUCGCUUGACCAAAGCGGCAGAUUUAGCGGCCAAACAACAUGUGCUCUUGGCCAGUGAU
This is a messenger RNA of Porites lobata, 2292 nucleotides long. Lineage: Eukaryota; Metazoa; Cnidaria; Anthozoa; Scleractinia; Poritidae. The record is from the annotation of a GenBank genome assembly.